Iphiclides podalirius (scarce swallowtail) is the source of this 249-nucleotide messenger RNA. Lineage: Eukaryota; Metazoa; Arthropoda; Insecta; Lepidoptera; Papilionidae. The record is from the annotation of a GenBank genome assembly.
AUGUUCUCGACUCGGUCAUUCCGCGUUGCCACCUGGCUCUCACCGGUCGUCCCGAUAUUCGCUAACUUCGUAUUCUUUUUCAUUCCUUCAUUUUCCGCCGUGGCCGCUCUGCUGCCGGUGCACGAGAGGAAAAGUCCGCCGAUGGGCGGAAGGCGGUGCCAUCGGCAACAGGUUGCGACGUGGCGACAGGCCGCGGCGGCUUCCACUCCGAGAUUCUCCCCCGCCUUACUCCUCUGUUUUUACCCGUUA